GCUCUGCGGUGCUCACUCUCGUCAGUCCAGCGCCGAACAUCGUCGAGGAAGCACCGCGUGUUCACGUUACCACAAACACUGAGCUUAUUCUUGUUGGUGAUUGGAAUAAUACUGAGUCUAGUGACAUUUUAAAAUGAACAACAUCGUCUUCUUGCUCUUUGUUUUCGCACCAAUGGUGUUGGCGCAGAGUUGUCCGCCCGAAGACGUGCACUACUACGCAGACUCGCAGUUCUGCGACCGGUACUCGGAGUGCCGCGAGGGCGUCGCGUCAGAGCAACAGUGUCCCGACGGCCUGCUCUUCGAUGACACCAUAACUGAUGGACGUUACCCCUGCACUUACCCUUCUGAGGUCAACUGUGGAUCUCGAACAAAGAAACAGCCUGCCCAGCCGACGGAGCACUGCGGUCACCAGUGGGGCUAUUUCGGGUCAGGCCGACGCUCCGAGUGCGGCUACUUCUUCAACUGCGUCGACGGUCGCGAGUUCCGCUUCGAGUGUCCCGAGGGCCUCGCCUUCUCUUCUGUUACCUACCGCUGCGAGUAUCCUGACGAGUCUCCGGACUGCGACGCUGGAGACUACCUGGGCUUCACGUGCCCUUCUGAGCCGGCGUAUGAACAGCUCCUGAGUCAGGGCAACCCCCGCUACCGCUCGUCGCGCGACUGCCGUCAGUUCUUCCUCUGCUUCGGUACAUCGCCGCGUCUCCAGACCUGCGACCUCGGACGCGUUUACAACCACGACGCUCAAGCCUGCGACGAGCCCGAGAACGUUAGAGGCUGCGAGAGCUACUACCCCGCCGACGAACUGAAGGCCAUCAGGCAGCGGAAGGCCAUUGAGGCGGAGAGGGCGGAGAAGAGGAGGCUGGCUUUUGAACAGCGGUUUGCUGACCUCAACAAGCGCAGAGAUAACAGCUACAACUAAGUAGCGAGUCAUUAUGUGUAAAGUAUUAUGUAACGAAAACCUUAACUCUUGUGCAAUAUGAACUCUGCUGGAGACGAACGACGAAAUGUAAAUACUUCAACUGCAAGUCCAUUUUAUAAAACAACGGAAAAUUGUAAAGAAAAAUUCGACGAAAUGAUGGCCGAGGUAAUUUUCUUGCACAUGUCAGCAAGCAAUUCCAUUUUCCAUCAUGAGCAAACCGAACAAUUACACGUGGUUUUCAUAAUAUCGAGUGUAACGCCGUUCACCUGAUACGAUUGAAGACGCAGAUGUAGAACUUUAAUAUCUUUGGCAAUUAAGUUUUACAUUUUUUCUUCAUUAUAUUAAUUAUUCGAUUAAUUUCAGUAACAUUUAUUUGAAUAAUUACCUUCACGAGCGAGAGCGGAAGAAUCUCGUUGCUUGGUAAUUUUGAAUUUAUCUGAUGUGGGCCACCGAAAUAAACUGAGUUUGUAUA
Hyalella azteca is the source of this 1388-nucleotide messenger RNA. RefSeq names its product protein obstructor-E-like. The record is from RefSeq and is a predicted model, not a curated record. Gene Ontology annotation, cellular component: extracellular region. The transcript is spliced from 5 exons. The coding region runs from base 134 to 916 and encodes 260 amino acids. NCBI's taxonomy places the organism in Eukaryota, Metazoa, Arthropoda, Malacostraca, Amphipoda, Hyalellidae. Gene Ontology annotation, molecular function: chitin binding.